UGCUGAAAGAAACUGCAGCCAGGAGAGAGCAAACUUACAUCCCCCAGGCUUUGGACUGUGUUACCCGAGAAAGCAAAAAACCGAGGGGGCACUGAUAGAAAGGACGCCAGGAGGACGAGGAGAGGAAGAGAAGGAGGCUUCAGCACAUCUUUUGCAGGAUGUUGUGGAAGCUGUCCCUGUCCGUGUUCCUGGUGGCCCUGUUGGUGAAGGUAACUGAAACCCGCAAAAACCGACCUGCGGGCGCCAUCCCCUCGCCUUAUAAGGACGGUGGCAGCAGCAACAACAACUCAGAGAGAUGGCAGCACCAGAUCAAGGAAGUACUGGCAUCCAGCCAGGAGGCCCUGGUGGUCACCGAGCGCAAGUACCUCAAGAGUGACUGGUGCAAGACGCAGUCGCUGAGGCAGACGGUGAGCGAGGAGGGCUGCCGCAGCCGCACCAUCAUCAACCGCUUCUGCUACGGCCAGUGCAACUCCUUCUACAUCCCGCGCCACGUGAAGAAGGAGGAGGAGUCCUUCCAAUCCUGCGCCUUCUGCAAGCCCCACCGCCUCACCUCCGCCAUCGUGGAGCUCGACUGCCCCGGCCAGGAUCCGCCCUUCCGACUCAAAAAGAUCCAGAAAGUGAAGCAGUGCAGGUGUAUGUCCGUGAACCUGAGCGACUCGGACAAGCAGUGAACACCCAGCACCCGGGCGG
Dipodomys ordii (Ord's kangaroo rat) is the source of this 690-nucleotide messenger RNA. It is a transcript of the gene Grem2, whose product is annotated as gremlin 2, DAN family BMP antagonist. Gene Ontology annotation, molecular function: BMP binding; receptor ligand activity. The transcript is spliced from 2 exons. The coding region runs from base 159 to 671 and encodes 170 amino acids. NCBI's taxonomy places the organism in Eukaryota, Metazoa, Chordata, Mammalia, Rodentia, Heteromyidae. Gene Ontology annotation, biological process: animal organ morphogenesis. The record is from RefSeq and is a predicted model, not a curated record.